AUGCUCAGCAUUAUCGCUCUUAUGCUUGCGACGCUUGCUCUGCUUUGUCGCCAUCGAAAGCGUGCGUACGCCCGACACACGGUUGGCUUCUUGCACGCAGCAGCAGGGGCGGGUGGGGGCGGUGAGCGUGUGCUGUGGGUCGCCUUGGAUGGACUGCAGCACGCAGAUGCGGUCAAAGGCGUUGAGCGGCAGUACGUAGUCUAUACAAACGAAUAUAAACCAGCAGACCGGUCGUCGACGGAGUCAUCUGAUCAGCACCUCCUUUCACUGAUCGAAAGUCAGUUUAGCAUUCGCCUUCUUCGACCUGUGCGCUUCAUCUACAUGCGUCCCGCCUUGACCCGGUGGCUCAGCGGUGACGCAUACCCACGUCUGACGUUGCUCUUGCAAACCUUCUGUGGCGGAGCGGCUCUCUUUUACGAGGUGGCGGUCGCAAAUGCGGUGACACCGAUAGUGGUGGAAACGGUUGGGGUCCCAUUUGUUUACCCUCUGCUUCGACUUCUCGCCGGGUGCACGGUGAUCUCCUACACGCAUUACCCCAUCAUCUCCUCCGCCAUGACCCAGCGCGUGCGUAGCGGAGAGGUGAGUCACACUAACUCGGUGACCGUGGCACAAAACAGGCUGCUGCGCUGCGCCAAGGUGGUCUACUACGAGAUGUUCACACUUCUGUAUCGCUGCAUGGGAUUUUUCCCGAACAUGGUCCUGACAAACUCAUCAUGGACACAGAGGCAUGUGCAAUCUCUUUUUUGGCCACGCACGUGCAUUCGACUGUACGCGCCAUGUGACGUCGCUCGCUUCGCCGCGGGGUCGCGGCCACCUGCGCUGCGCAACAACAGGAUUGUCAGUGUCGGUCAGUUCCGACCAGAGAAGAACCACGUGCUGCAGCUCGAGGCCUUUCAUGCAGCAGUGCCGCGGCUGCCGAGGGAUGCUAAGCUCGUUAUGAUCGGCGGUGCCCGCAACGCCGAUGACCGAAAACGUGUUGCGCAGCUGAACGCCCGUGCAAAAGAGCUGGGUGUCGAGAAGCAGGUCGAGAUACACGUGAAUGCGGCAGUGACAGAGGUGUGGACUGAGCUGGGGAGCUGCGUCAUCGGGCUUCACACGAUGCGUGACGAGCACUUUGGCAUUGUACUGCUCGAGUACCUUGCCGCCGGUUGCAUCCCUCUUGGACACCGGAGCGGUGGUGUCGAGCUUGACAUUAUCAACUCGCCAGAUUUGGGAUUUCUGGCCGUUACAGCGGAAGAGUACACAGCGGCCAUGAUUGAAAUCUGCGAAAUGCGGUUACACGACCCAGAGCGGUAUGUUCAGUUUCAACGACGUGGAAGCGAGCAUGUCAAGUCAUUUGACGACAGUAACUUUCGCACCCGCUUUGUGGAGCUGGUGAGCAAGUACGUCUACGCCUGCUAG
Molecule: messenger RNA, 1401 nt
Organism: Leishmania braziliensis MHOM/BR/75/M2904
Lineage: Eukaryota; Euglenozoa; Kinetoplastea; Trypanosomatida; Trypanosomatidae
Product: putative alpha-1,2-mannosyltransferase
Exons: 1
Coding region: 1-1401 (466 amino acids)
Biological process (GO): protein N-linked glycosylation
Cellular component (GO): endoplasmic reticulum membrane
Molecular function (GO): GDP-Man:Man(3)GlcNAc(2)-PP-Dol alpha-1,2-mannosyltransferase activity
Source: RefSeq, a predicted model, not a curated record